UGGCUGAUGAGGCUGGCUGGGCACAUUCAAAAUGGCGGAGUGUGGAGCGAGCGGCAGCGGGAGCAGCAGGGACAGCCUGGACAAGAGCAUCACGCUGCCCCCCGACGAGAUCUUCCGCAACCUGGAGAACGCCAAACGCUUCGCCAUAGACAUAGGGGGGUCGCUGACCAAGCUGGCCUACUACUCCACCGUGCAGCACAAAGUCGCCAAAGUGAGGUCUUUUGACCACUCAAGCAAGGACUCAGAGCAGGACCACGAGCCGCCCUAUGAGAUCUCUGUGCAGGAGGAGAUCACAGCCCGGCUGCAUUUCAUCAAAUUUGAGAACACCUACAUAGAGGCCUGCCUGGACUUCAUCAAAGACCACCUUGUCAAUACCGAGACGAAGGUCAUACAGGCCACCGGCGGUGGGGCGUACAAGUUCAAGGACCUGAUAGAACAGAAGCUGCAGUUGAAAGUUGACAAGGAAGACGUGAUGACUUGCUUGAUAAAGGGCUGCAAUUUCGUGUUGAAGAACAUCCCUCACGAGGCCUUCAUGUAUCAGAGAGACUCAGACCCUGAGUUCCGGUUUCAGAUGAACCACCCCAACAUUUUCCCCUACCUUCUUGUCAAUAUCGGCUCUGGAGUCUCCAUUGUGAAGGUGGAGACUGAGGACCGAUUUGAGUGGAUUGGUGGCAGCUCCAUCGGAGGUGGCACCUUCUGGGGGCUUGGGGCCCUGCUCACCAAAACAAAGAAGUUUGAUGAGCUGCUGCGUCUGGCCUCCCGGGGCCAGCAUGCAAACGUGGACAUGCUGGUGCAGGACAUUUACGGUGGGGCCCACCAGACCCUGGGACUGAGCGGCAACCUCAUUGCCAGUAGCUUUGGAAAAUCGGCCACCGCCGACAGAGAGUUCUCCAAGGAGGACAUGGCCAAGAGCCUGCUGCACAUGAUCAGCAAUGACGUCGGGCAGCUGGCCUGCCUCUACGCAAAGCUGCACUGCUUGGACAGGGUGUACUUCGGCGGCUUCUUCAUCCGGGGCCACCCUGUCACCAUGCACACCAUCACAUACAGCAUCAACUUCUUCUCCAAGGGGGAAGUCCAGGCGCUAUUCCUGAGGCAUGAAGGCUACCUGGGAGCCAUCGGAGCGUUUCUGAAAGGCGCCGAGCAAGACAACCCUAACCAGUACAGCUGGGGAGAAAACUACGCGGGCAGUUCUGGACUCAUGAGCUCAUCCCCCGAGCUCUGCCCCGCACAGCGGGCAAGGAGUGGCACAUUUGAUUUGCUGGAAAUGGACCGGCUGGAGAGGCCAUUGGUCAACCUGCCACUCCUUUUGGACCCGUCUUCCUAUGUGCCUGACACAGUCGACCUCACAGAUGAUGCCCCGGCCCGCAAGUACUGGCUCACCUGCUUCGAGGAGGCCCUGGACGGGGUAGUGAAGCGUGCUGUGGCAAGCCAGCCGGGCUCUGUGGACGCAGCCGAGAGGGCGGAGAAGUUCCGUCAGAAGUACUGGAACAAGCUGCAGACCCUGCGUCACCAGCCCUUCGCUUACGGGACCCUGACUGUGCGUAGCCUUUUGGACACGAGGGAGCACUGUUUGAAUGAGUUCAACUUCCCGGACCCUUACUCCAAAGUGAAGCAGAAGGAGAAUGGCGAGGCCCUGAAGUGCUUCCGGAGGGUGAUCCGCUGCCUGGACGCCCUGGGCUGGGAGGAGAGGCAGCAGGCCCUGGUGCGAGGACUCCUGGCGGGGAACGUCUUCGACUGGGGAGCGAAAGCCGUCUCCGACGUCCUCGAGUCUGACCCCCAGUUCGGGUUCGAGGAGGCCAAGAGGAAGCUCCAAGAGCGGCCCUGGCUCGUGGACUCCUACAGCAAGUGGCUUCAGAGGCUGAAGGGGCCCCCUCACAAAUGUGCCUUAAUUUUCGCAGAUAACAGUGGAGUAGACGUCAUUUUGGGAGUCUUCCCCUUUGUCAGGGAGCUUCUCUCUAGAGGGACGGAGGUCAUCCUGGCGUGCAACUCGGGCCCUGCCUUGAAUGACGUGACCUACAGCGAGUCCCUCAUUGUAGCUGAGCGCAUCGCAGCCAUGGACCCUGUUGUCCACUCGGCGCUUCGGGAGGAGAGGCUGCUGCUAGUGCAGACGGGCUCCAGCUCCCCCUGCCUGGACCUCAGCCGUCUGGACAAGGGGCUGGCCGUGCUGGUCCGGGAACGUGGAGCAGACCUGGUGGUCAUCGAGGGCAUGGGCCGCGCCGUGCACACCAACUACCACGCGGCCCUGCGCUGCGAGAGCCUCAAGCUGGCCGUCAUCAAGAACUCCUGGCUGGCCGAGCGCCUGGGCGGCCGGCUCUUCAGCGUCAUCUUCAAGUACGAGAUCCCGACCGAGUGAGGGCCCCGCCCGCCGGACUGUUCUGCUGGGCACCUGUCAGGAAGGUGCUUCGACUAUAACAGGGAAACUGCGUCCAAAUCAGAGUAUUUAUAUUGCACUUCUGUGGCCCAGCCAGGUGUGCCCAGGUGGGCGUGUCAUUCGUGGAGCUGGGUUCGAUGUCUCUUUAACGCAGCCGUGUUUGUGGUGGAGAGAUGCAACUUUUGUCCCAUGAGACAUUCACGUUGGAAUAUAUUUAACUGUUAAAUAAUCUUUUAUAUAUGUGCAUAUAUAUAAAAAUAUAAAUAUAUACCUCUCUCUGUUAGAGGCUCGGCAUGCACA
Molecule: messenger RNA, 2671 nt
Organism: Manis pentadactyla (Chinese pangolin)
Lineage: Eukaryota; Metazoa; Chordata; Mammalia; Pholidota; Manidae
Gene: PANK4
Product: pantothenate kinase 4 (inactive)
Exons: 19
Coding region: 32-2353 (773 amino acids)
Biological process (GO): coenzyme A biosynthetic process
Cellular component (GO): cytosol; nucleus
Molecular function (GO): pantothenate kinase activity; ATP binding
Source: RefSeq, a predicted model, not a curated record